Molecule: messenger RNA, 1461 nt
Organism: Symbiodinium pilosum
Lineage: Eukaryota; Dinophyceae; Suessiales; Symbiodiniaceae
Source: the annotation of a GenBank genome assembly
AUGGCGUCAGACUCGCAGAAGUUCUUGGAAGCGAUGCCCUUCAUACACAAACUUUGGGGAUCUCCGCUGCAGAUUCUGAUUGCUGGCAUUGUCCUCGUGUCGCUGGUGGACGUGAGCGCUCUGUGUGGCAUAGCAGUCCUGGUGCUCGUGAUUCCCAUGUCCAAACAUCUAGCAAAACGUAUGCAGAGGUUUCGUCAGCAACAUCUCCGAUUCACGGACCAACGAGUCCGGAUGUGUGUCGAGCUGCUUGAGGGGAUUAGGUGCAUCAAAUUCUUUGCUUGGGAGAGGCCAUAUCUUGAACGUGUGUUUGAGAAGCGCCGCAGCGAGAUGCAUUGGGCUAUGAGGGAGUCACUGGUCUAUGGUAUUUCCAUGCUGGUUACGGUAUUGGCGCCGACGCUGGCGUUCGCUUCAACUCUGGUUGCCUUCUCGCUGACGGGUUCCCAUGGUUCUUUUUCGGCUACGCGUCUUUUUGGUACGCUGGCACUUCUGAAUGCCUUGCGAUUCCCAAUCAUGGACUUGGGUUCCAUGCUAGCGUCUGUAGUUGCACUGCGUACGUCUUGGCAGCGGCUUCAGAAUUUUAUGGACCAUGCAGAGGCUGGCAUCCCUGUGGCUGAGUUGGAAGACCAGACGCAGCUAAGGAUGGAGAACUGUACAUUUAAAUGUCUCGCGGGUGCUGAGGAGUGCUUUCAGCUCUCAGUGCCCACAGCGCUGACAAUGAAGCGGGGUGAUCUUGUUCUGGUUCUCGGCAAGGUUGGCAGCGGCAAAUCUACUCUGCUGCAAGGAAUCUUAGGAGAGAUUCCCUAUUCGGGUCGGGUGGCGGUGAGGAGUGGCAUCGCCUAUUGCGCUCAACAGCCAUGGAUUCGAAAUGAGUCCCUCCGCGAUAACAUUCUCUUUGGGGAUGAGCUGGACCUGGACUGGUAUAACACUGUCUUAAAUGCUUGUGGUCUUGGCCCCGACUUGGAACAGCUCCCUUACGGAGACCAAACCGAGAUUGGGGAGCGAGGAGUUACUAUCAGCGGUGGCCAGAAGCAGCGGGUAGCUUUGGCCCGUGCCGUCUACCAACGCUCAUGCUCACUGGUGAUCCUAGAUGAUGUUUUUUCCGCUCUGGAUGCCCACACGUCAAGCCAUAUCGUUUCGGCCCUCUUCAAAGGGCCGCAGGCGCUUUUGCGGAACCGCGCAGUUCUUAUGGCAUCACAUCACACCUCUUGUGCUCCAGAGGCUCAGCGAAUUCUGCUUCUAGGCUCGGUGUCUGUCCAACAGUUGAAGCCAACCAAAAGUGACAUUGUGACUCGCUUCUCCUGGCAAGGCAAGGUUCAGUGCAUUGUUGGAUGCCAGAAGGAUGCUUCAGCGCCGCAGUCGCAGUCCUCACUGCUCUUCGAGGGCGACUGGCUGGAGCUCCGCAAGCAAGCAGGGCUGCUUUCGAUCCUUGGUCAUGUAGCACGGCAGCAACUGGACCAAUGA